GUGAAUUAAUGGGGCGUUGAUUGGAAAGCAUUCAUUGGUCGUCCUUUCUUGAAAUUAUGUCCAAUCAAGUGCCGAAUUGAUAAAAUAUCCACCAAUCCAAUCACAUGAAAUCUUCAAAGUUCGCGACGAUCUAAUGGUCGCCCAGCCGACGACGAUAGUACAUCAGAAGCCACCGGUGUACUACUGCCUCGGCGGCGUGUCCGCCAUGACGGCAGCCUGCUUUACUCACCCCAUGGACCUGCUCAAGGUUCGCCUUCAAACGUCCAAGGAGCUCCACCUCUCGCUCCUCGGCACCGUGCGUUCCAUCAUUCAAGUGGAAGGUCUAGGUGGGUUUUACCGCGGCAUCACGGGUGGGUUGAUGCGAGAAGGCACGUACUCCACCGUUCGAUUUGGUGUGUACCAGUAUCUCAAGGACGUCGCCGUUGAACGCAACAAUGGCGAAGCGUUGCCUCUUGUGGAGAACAUUGCGUUGUCCAUGUUCGGUGGCGCCGUCGGUGGAUUUUGCGGCAAUCCCGCAGAUGUGGUCAACGUUCGCAUGCAAGCAGAUGGGAGGUUACCACCGGCCCAGCGCCGGAAUUACGCGCACGCCGUCGACGGCCUCGUUCGAGUGUCAAACGAGGAAGGUCGCGGUGUCCUCAUGCGCGGAGUUCGACCCAACAUGAUCCGCGCCAUGCUGCUCACGUCUGGACAAAUCGCAUCGUACGAUGUGUUCAAAAGAUUUCUCAUGACGAGGGUGGGGCUUCACGACAACAUCAUAACGCACUUUGUCGCGAGUAUGGCCGCGGGAUUGGUCGCAACCACGGCGUGUGCACCCAUGGACCUGGUCAAGACACGACUGAUGAACAUGGCACACAGUGGAACGGCGGAAGCCGAGUACGCCGGUGCGGUGGACUGCUUUGUCAAGAUUGUACGCAAGGAAGGUGUUCGGGGGCUGUUUAAAGGGUGGACGCCUGCAUACAUUCGGCUGGGACCGCAGACCAUCAUCACAUUCAUGACGCUGGAGCAACUUCGCAAGCUCAUCUAGCAUGAUGCCACCCGAGGAUGCGCUUUUCAGAAGGGACGUUGAAUCCGGAUAAAUAGACUCUUUCCGGAUAACGGCCAAAACGCUGUUCUUUUGCGUUUGGCCAAUU
Molecule: messenger RNA, 1130 nt
Organism: Aphanomyces astaci
Lineage: Eukaryota; Oomycota; Saprolegniomycetes; Saprolegniales; Verrucalvaceae
Exons: 2
Coding region: 134-1024 (296 amino acids)
Biological process (GO): thiosulfate transport; oxaloacetate transport; malate transmembrane transport
Cellular component (GO): mitochondrial membrane
Molecular function (GO): thiosulfate transmembrane transporter activity; sulfate transmembrane transporter activity; oxaloacetate transmembrane transporter activity
Source: RefSeq, a predicted model, not a curated record